Molecule: messenger RNA, 1869 nt
Organism: Meloidogyne enterolobii
Lineage: Eukaryota; Metazoa; Nematoda; Chromadorea; Rhabditida; Meloidogynidae
Source: the annotation of a GenBank genome assembly
UGUUGAGAUGUUUAAAUUUAAAAGGGAAACUGCAAUUUUUGUUGUUAAUUGCAAUUACUUUUAAAGGCAAUUAUUUCUGGUCAAACAUUUGAAUCAACUUCUACAGAAGAAAAAAGACCAUUUUUUGAUUCAACUACAAUAAUACCCCCAACAACAAUUGACAACCAACAACCUCGAAAAGAUUUAAAUGAAUUACCCGAAAUGAAAAAAGCAAAAGAAUUAAAAGGGGAAAGUGAAAAGGCUGAGAUUGAAAGAAUGCGGGAACUUGCAUUAGUUGAAGAAGAAUUGAGACAAAAAGAGACGACUGAGGGAAUUGAAUUAACAACAACUAUUUUACCUAAAAUUAAUGAAGAGGAGAAAAAAUCAAAUGACUCGCAAAACAAAAAACCAAUGACUUUUGAAGAAUCUAAAGGAAUGCAUCAAGUAGAGCCUUCACCGAAUGCUGGGGAUUCUGUUGAUGAAUCUGUUGGAUUUGAAAUUAAAAAUAAUACUUUUACAACAACAAUUUCAACACAAUUAAAUUCUGAGGUUUCUUUCCCUCCUCUUCAAACAACCCCCAAAGCUUCAACAACGCUUGCUGAAAGUGGACAAGAUGGAGAAAGUAGUGCUGAUGAUCCAUUCCAAACAUCCACAGCAACUUUUGAAGACGAAACAGAACACGAAACUAUUCAUGAAACAAUGCAUGUUCAAGCACCAAUUAAUCAAAGCAAUGAGGAAAUUAAAGAAAAAGAAGAAUUUUCUUUAACAGAUUUUGCAACUCAAUCUACAGAAAUAAAAAAUAAAGAAAUGACUGAGCCUCCAUUUAUUGAGGCCAAUCCUGGAGAUAAAUCAAAAAUUGAAGAGAAAGUUGAUGAAUCGAAAGAAACAAAAACUCAAAAAAAUCCUUCCGAAUCAACAGAAUCUAAAGUUGAAGGAGCACAUCCAAUUUCAUUUAUGGAAUCAUCUACCACCCCGCCACAUACUGAAAAUCCAUUGACAACAUUCCAAAUGACUACAACAGAAGAGCCAACAAUUAUGGUUGGAGAUAAAUCAGUUUUUGAAGGUGGAGAAGAUAUUGGGUUACCUGCACCAGAAAAGGCACAAAUUCAUCAUAUGAGUAGUGAAAAUGGAGAAAUGAUUAAUAAUAAAAAAGAAGAAGUAAUGAUUGAGGAAUCUUCUAAAUCCCCACCAUCAAUUAAUGUUGGGAAUAUUGAAAAUAAAGAAGAAAAUGUUGGAAGUUUUGUUUUAUCCAAAGAAGAAAUGGAAGAAUUAAAAAUAACAACAAAAGAACCUAUUGAAGAAGAAAAAGAAGAAGAAGGGGAGAAUGUUAACGGUAAAAUGUCAACAAUUCCAGAAAAACCUUCUGAAAAUGAAGGAAAAAUAAAUGAUGGAAUUGAACCUGAAGAUAAUAGUGGUGGUGUUGUUGUUGAUAAUUCUACUUCAACAAUGUUUAUUCCAACUGAAAGAAUUUUAAUUACACAAGAGAAUAUAGAAAAUGAGACAAACAAUCAAAGUUUUGAUGAUUCUGUUAAAUCCACAAAAACUUUAAUGACAACAAUAUCAACAAUAAAUGACGGAGAAAAGGGAGAAGAAAGGAAUGAUGAUAGUGAAAGUAAAAUAUUUGAGAAUAUUGAUACUUCGACACCAAAAAGAGGGGAUCUUCCUGGUGAAAAUGGGGAAACAACGGUAACUGCUGCUGAAACUGAAGUUGAGGUUACGACUGAAAUGGGCGAAAAGAAGCCUUUCGUUGCUCCAAAUGAAACUUCUGAUGAUAAUGACAGUAAUCAUAUUAUUGGAGAAAAAGUUCAAACAAGUAAGGGAAAAUAUAAAAUUAAAAGAGGCAAUAAACUAACUCAAAAGUUUUUAAUAUUUUCCUUUUAUUUGGACUAA